GCGCGCUGACGUCAUGGCGACGCACGGCCACGCCAGCUCCUCCCACAAGCCCGCGAGUCUGGUUUCCGGCGGGAGCGCUGAGACCCUUGCGCAGACAGGGAGGGGGGCUGCAGGCCGCUUUGUUUGCUCGUGCUCGCCAGAAUGCCUCACCUGGAAAACAUAGUGCUUUGUCGCGAGUCCCAAGUGUCCACGUUGCAGUCCCUGUUUGGAGAGAGGCAUCAUUUCAGCUUUCCAUCCAUUUUUAUUUAUGGACAUACUGCCAGUGGAAAGACUUAUGUAACACAAACUUUGUUGAAAACUUUAGAGCUGCCACAUGUCUUUGUGAAUUGUGUGGAGUGCUUUACCUUGAGGCUGCUUUUGGAAAAAAUUUUAAACAAGUUAAAUCAUCUUAGUUCUUCAGAGGAUGACUGUUCUGCUGAAAUAACUUGUGAAACAUUUAAUGACUUUGUUCGCUUGUUUAAACAAAUAACCAAAGCUGAAAAUCUCAAAGAUCAGACUGUAUAUAUUGUUCUAGAUAAAGCAGAGUAUCUAAGAGAUAUGGAAGCAAAUCUUUUACCUGGGUUUCUUAGGUUACAAGAAUUGACUGACAGAAAUGUGACUGUUAUCUUUCUGAGCGAAAUUGUUUGGGAAAAGUUUCGUCCAAAUACUGGAUGCUUUGAGCCAUUUGUCUUGUAUUUCCCUGAUUAUAGCAUAGGGAACCUUCAAAAGAUCUUGUCCCAUGAUCAUCCUCCAGAAUAUUCUGCUGAUUUCUAUGCUGCCUACAUUAAUAUUCUUCUUGGAGUUUUCUACACUGUCUGCCGAGAUUUGAAAGAGCUCCGACAUCUGGCAAUACUUAAUUUUCCUAAAUAUUGCGAACCUGUGGUUAAAGGAGAAGCAAGUGAACGUGAUACACGGAAACUCUGGAGAAAUAUUGAACCUCAUUUGAAGAAAGCCAUGCAGACUGUUUAUCUCAGGGAAAUAUCAAGUUCACAGUGGGAAAAGCUACAGAAAGAUGACAUAGAUCCAGGACAACUGAAAGGUCUCUCGGCAUGUACUCAUGUGGAACUUCCAUAUUACUCUAAGUUUAUUCUAAUUGCUGCAUACCUCGCUUCUUACAAUCCAGCAAGAACUGACAAGAGGUUUUUCCUUAAGCAUCAUGGGAAAAUCAAGAAAACCAACUUUCUAAAGAAACAUGAAAAGACAAGCAAUCAUCUCCUCGGACCAAAACCGUUUCCACUAGACAGAUUAUUAGCAAUAUUAUAUAGUAUUGUGGACAGCAGAGUUGCUCCAACAGCCAAUAUCUUUUCCCAGAUUACCUCUUUAGUGACCCUUCAGCUGUUAACCCUGGUUGGCCAUGAUGAUCAACUUGAUGGACCAAAAUACAAAUGCACAGUAUCUCUAGACUUCAUCAGAGCUGUUGCUAGGACGGUGAACUUUGACAUAAUAAAAUACUUGUAUGAUUUCUUGUGAAAACAAGCUUCAAAGCCAUAUGGACACUGUGACAGUGACUGAGCCAAGCUGUGUUCAUCCAGCAACUCAGCUGGCCAGGGAGAGGAGUUCUUUGGCUCUAUUGGAUUUGUCCAGACAGGUGCUGGCCCAGCAUGGAAUCUGAUGAAAAUACUCUGAUUGGUCUGGGUGAAUGUGAGCAGAAGACUAUUUACCAGGGACCCUGGAGUAUUUGGAAGGAACGUGUUAAUUAUAAACAGCAGGGUUUGAGCACAAUCUGUUCUACUCUUAAUGAUGUUAUCUUAACACUGAAAUUGCCUGAAACCCAUUUACUUAGGACUACAUUUUGCUCUGUGAACUAUCCCCUGCGCUUUGAACGUGCCAGCAGCCCUUGUAUAUAAGCCCAGUCUUUUCACUUCCUCUCCAUAGGAGCCUCUGCAGUCGCUUGCCAAAGCAGAUUUUCCUAAGGCCACGGCUUUAAAAGAUCAUAGUUGCAAAAUAUAAUAAAUAGAAGUGUUUUUUUUUUUUAAAUGCAAGUUUGUAUAUGCUUAUCUUUCACCUUGAUUUUUCAAAAGGCCGGGUAGUUUGAUCAGAGAUAGGGCAACUUUCCAUCUCUAAGCCUACUUGAUAAUUGUGGUAUGCUUAGGUGAGGUUUAUCUGGUCACUCUUGCAGUUAACCACCCAGCCUAGCUUUUUAAUCUGCAUGAUGGCUUUCUUUUUAAAAAUCAUAGUCCUUUAAUAGUUCCACAAUAAAAAUUUUUCUUGCUGUAUCAGUUAUGAACCUUGAGUCCCAUUUCCUUAUCUAUUAUUCAUAUUUUUGAAGAAGUUUUCUGUUAGCAUUUAAAUACUUGAAAAUUGUUUUGAGCAGAUUUAAACUGCUUAAUUACAGUCUAGUUUAGAUUUCAGUUGCAAUUUAUUCUUUUUUUUUUUUUUUGAAGAAAAAUUCUUACAAUGAGCACUCCCAGAUAGGAAACCUUUUAAUGUAGUGACUGAUGUUUUCUGUAUCAAAACAAGUGAGUGUCUACUUGCAUUUAUUUAGAGAUACUAAGUAGAGGGAGAAGGAAUGAAAUUCCUUUUUGCCUCCCUACCUAAGACAGCAAGGAGCACCCUCACCCUCUGUCCCUUGUCCUAUGAAAGAUGGUGAAAUUGUGUUUUCCACAAGAUGUUUGGAGAAGCCAGGACCAUGGAAAAACCAUAUACAUUGCAAAUUCAGGCUCACGUUUCUUGCACAUAGAAAACCAUGUAUCAUUCAAGUGGAAAGAAGUUUGAGUAGCUGAUUCAAGGAAGAGCAGUGCCAUUUGGGGGAAUUUUCAGCCCCUCAAAGUUUGCUAUAAAAGUGGCAGGUCUGCUGUGCAGCCUUCUAGGAUAACCUGGGACCAAUCUGCAUUUUGAGGAAAGAACUCUGUAAUACGCAUGGGAAAAGAGAUUGUCAAUAAUAGGAAACUAGGGAAGACAGAAAGGAGGCAAGUUUCCUUGUAAGUGACUCUCCAUGCUUCCUCACUGCUGGACGCCUGUCCGCCUGCCCAGCACCUUGCUUAUCUUGUACUGCCCCACAUGGUCCUACCAGCCCCAUGUGUGGCUUCUCUGCAAAACAUCUUGUAACCAGAUUUUCCCUGCCUCUGGGCCAUCAGAACUUUAUGUUUUGUAAUUUACUUACUAAUGGCUUGCUAAAUGACUCACUAACUAAUUUGAUUAAUUUAUUUAAACGAAGACUAACAGAGCUUAAUAUGGAUAUUAGCAUUUUAACAAGGGUCAUCUGCAAAUGAAUUUUCUAAUUGGAAGAUAUAAAUCUCCAAUUACAGGAGAGAAUCUAAUGAUGAGAAUUAUGCUGGCUGGUGGGCCAGACAUUGCCGUUAAGAGGAGGUGCUUAAAUUAUACUCGGCAUCUAUUCUACUUAGAUGUAAAAAUGAUUUAGGUGGUAGAAGAACAAAGUUAUCAAGCUCUGGGUUUUUAGUUUUUUUUAUACGUGGGUAAUCCUCCAAUUUAAAACCAUCUUUCAAUUACCAUGACUCAGAUAUAAGUGACGACCUCAUUCCCCUCUUUCUUUCAAGUCAGUUUCAAUUCCUAAAUCAAUCUUAAUUGCUGAAGCAUUUCCUUCACCCUGAAAUAACUUUGGAAGGGAUUCUGAUCCAACAAGCCUCAUUUCGUUAAGCCCUAAAAAGUCAAAAAGAGGUCAGGUUUCUAGAGCAGCAGUUAAGAGUUAGAGCUCUGGAGUCAGACUACCUUGAUCAAAUACUGGCUGUAUCCCUGGGAGCUGAGUGACUUUAGGCAAAUUGUUGAAUCUUUCUGUUCCUCUCUUUCCUCACCUAUACUUUGGAAAGUGGAACUUUCCUCAUGGAGUUGUUUAGAGAAUUAAGUAAAUUGAUAUAUCUAAGGUGGUAAAUCUCAACUGGAGGCAGUUUUGCCCAUUAGGGAAUAUUUAUCAAUUUCUAGAGAUGUUUAUGGAUGUCAUACUGGGUGUGGGUGGAGUCUGGGAGAGUGGGGGCUUGAGAUGCUCCUAAACAUCCUGAAUGCAUGUCCCACAACAGAGUUAUCUGGUCCAAAAUGUCAGUAGAACCAAGGUUGAGAAACCCUGCUCUAAAUAAGGUUCUUGACACAUUGUAACUGCUCAGUAAAUUAGCCAUUAUUAUUAUUAUCAUGAAAUAUUUCUGGCCUAGAAAAAGAGUAAGUGAGGGAAUGUGGCAACAUUCCAAGUAAAAAGUGAGGAGAUAAUUCUCUUACCUAACCAUGUCUAAGAGACAUAUUUCUUAUUGAAAAUUUUCAGAUUAUUCAAAUGGACACAAUACUUUGGAUUUUUAUUUUUAGAACUGAAGGAUUUUCUACUGGGUUUUGUAUCACAUGCAGAUUUCAUUACUUAUUUUUCAGGAUCUUGUUGAAUAGUCGAAAGCAAAAGCUGAGAAUGGUCAAAUCAGAGCGCAGGUGACUGAGAAAAUUACAUUAUUUGCCCUCAAGGUGUGAUGACUGAACAAUUAGUGGUAUACUGCCAACGGAUUUAGUUAACCAACAACUGUUUAAUGUGAUUAAGGUGAUCUGGAGCAAAGAAAGCUCAGCAUAAGAGGAAGCCUCCUUUGUUCCUCCAAGGUAUGCCCUACUCUGCUUAUACUAUGUAAAGAGCAGUAAAGUAAUGGACCAAUUCCAGGAAUAAUGCAUCCCUUAGAACAUUAAGUACUUGAUAAAUCCGUAAAAUAGUAGGUAAAAUAUAACAGUUGCCCCAUGUGUGUGAUGGAGGGCUGUAAUAACAUCCUCCACUUUUUCCCUGAAGUCUCACACUGUUGUAUACCACAGUUGCAUUUUAUGCCUUUAUCCUUGAUUAGAGACCUGUAUUGGAGGUAAUUAACCAGAGGUUGAUAUUAUUCAGCUUCAUACCCUCCAUUUUGAAAGCUUCAUUUGCUAUAAAGUGUGAUUGUCUAGCAUAUGUAAAAUAGUUUAGAUAAUUUUGCAUGUAAUUUCAGUCUGCUGACACAAUUUGCCUUCAAAAAUGCUUAGUAGAGCUCAAAGAAAUCUUUCCUAUCAAGAUAUCAACACUUCACUCAAAUUUGCUGUUAAAUGCCCUGAAUGCACAGUUAGUGUUCAUUUUCCAGCAGUGACACAUUCAUGAAGCACAGUUUGAGAAGUAGAAAUUUGAUAGAGCAGAGAAAAUUAUAAUCAAUUCAUUCAUUUAACUGCAUGUUGAUGCACAAUAAUGAUGGGAAUUUUAGAAGGCAUUCAACUGUUUUAGUAAAUAGCGGUAGCUUUGGCAUGAAGAAAGAAUCUGGAUUUUAGAGGCAGUAGAGAUUUGCUUGGGAGUUCCUGUUGUACCUCAGUGGUAACAAAUUUGCCUAGUAUCCAUGAGGCUGUGGUUUCGACCCCUGGCUCCAUUCAGUGAGAUAAAGAUAAGGUAUUUCUGUGAGCUGCGGUGUCGGUCACAGACGCAGCUCAGAUCAAGCAUUGCUGUGGCUCUGAUUCAGCCCUUAGCCUGGGAACUUCCAUAUGCCACAGGUGCAGCCCUAAAAAAAAUUUUUAAAAAAAGAUUUGCUUGAAUUUUUGGAUGCACCAUAAAUCCAUUUUAUUGGUCUUUGAGAAGGUUGAGAGUCUUAUUGGCAUUCGCCAUAAAAGUAUUCCAGAUUCAAGACAAUAUUAAGUAUCAGCUAUAUGCUAGGCAUUUUGUUGAAUGUAGGAGAUACAACAAUGUGUCCUGGACAAUAGGUGCUAUCAGCAUUGGCAGAGCCAAUGAGGAAAUCCUGAGAGGAGGACUAGGUCUAUGGGAUAAAGAAGAUCCUAAGUUCAAUUUUGAACAUGGGGCUUUGGAGGUGUCUAUCCAAGUGGAAAUUUGAAGUAGAGAUCAGAGUUACUGCCAAACAUAAAUGUGUAGGGGUCAUCAGAAUAGAGAUGAUUAGUGAAUUAGAGGUCUUAUUAGUUCUUUAAAAAGUGUUGUGGAAAGGGAGAAACCAUCUUGAAAUGAACUAAUAAGAAGGUCAUCACAACUAAAACUCUUCCCACUCACCAAAGAACUGCAAGUUAACUUCUUUUUUUCAAGUAACAGUUCUUCACUGUUCAUAGAAAUCCCAUUCCCUUCAGUAUAUGAAGAGAUACUAAGAGACCUGGACUAAGUGCCAUUUGGUAUCUGGUUCCAGAAGGAAAAGUCAGACCACUUAGAGUCUUAGUGCUGGGGAGAAUGUAAAAAUCCAAACACAUGAUUUCAUCACUUUGGGCCAACUUUCAUAGUAAUAGAGG
This is a messenger RNA of Sus scrofa (pig), 6138 nucleotides long. RefSeq names its product origin recognition complex subunit 5 (gene ORC5). Gene Ontology annotation, molecular function: DNA replication origin binding. The record is from RefSeq and is a predicted model, not a curated record. Gene Ontology annotation, biological process: DNA replication initiation; DNA replication. Gene Ontology annotation, cellular component: nuclear origin of replication recognition complex; nucleus. NCBI's taxonomy places the organism in Eukaryota, Metazoa, Chordata, Mammalia, Artiodactyla, Suidae.